AUGUCUUCCUCCAAUUCUUCAACACUCUCACCACCCUCUGACGAUGAUACUCCCUCUUCUGAUCAGAGCCCACCAUCACCCUCAUCGUCAUCACCCUCGCCACCAUCCUCGUCCACCCAAGAUGAUUCUGAUGAUUCUUCAUCAUCAUCACCACCACCAUCACCGCCAUCACCGCCAUCACCGCCGCCACCCUCCCAAGAUUCCUCCUCCCCGUCAUCAUCAUCACCUCCAGCGCCGUUACCACCCACGCCAGCCUCACAAGAUUCCUCUCCUCCUGCUACCCGACCUCCAGGAUCAUCCUCCGGCGAGGCAUUAGUACCGUCUCCUCCAGGAACCUCACCAUCAGGGUCUAAGGGUCUUGGCAAUCUCUUCAGUGAUGAUUUGGGACACAUUGUAGCAUACGUUUCAAUAGGAGUUUUUUUUCUUAUCCUUCUCAUUAUUGCCAUUGUUUGCAUAAGAAGAAGGUCCAAAAAGAAGAAGCAGCAACAACAACAGAAGUUGUACUACUAUGGUGGAGAUGCACCUGAUCAACAAAAAACUAACUACUACUACAACAACAACAAUGGUGGGAAGAAUCAAAAUUACUACGGAGGAGGUGGUGGUCCAGCAAAUCAAGAACAUGUAGUGAGGAUGCCAAAUGGAAUGAUAGGGAUGGGAAUGGUUCCGGGUCCUAACGCCGGUGUUGGUGCUGCUUGGGGUGCACAGCAACCUCCUCAGAUGAUUAUGUCAAACGGCUCAGACUUGAGCUCGAAUUUCUCGAUGGGGCCUCCGCCUCUGCCUCCUCCGUCACCGGGUAUUACAUUAGGCCUCAAGGCUGGCACCUUCACCUACGAAGAACUCGCAGCAGCAACAGGAAACUUUGCAGAUGCAAACAUGAUAGGGCAAGGUGGAUUCGGUUACGUCUACAAGGGAGUGUUCCCUAACGGAAAGGAGGUGGCCGUUAAGACUCUCAAGGCCGGUAGCGGUCAAGGCGAGCGCGAGUUCCAGGCUGAGAUUGAGAUCAUCAGCCGUGUUCAUCAUCGCCACCUUGUUUCUCUUGUUGGUUACUGCAUUGCCGGUGGCCAGAGAAUGUUGGUCUAUGAAUUCAUCCCUAAUAACACCUUGGAAUAUCACCUUCAUGGUAAGGAUCUUCCUACCAUGGAUUGGCCUACCAGAAUGCGCAUUGCCAUUGGAGCUGCUAAGGGACUUGCUUAUCUUCAUGAAGAUUGUCAUCCUCGCAUCAUCCAUCGUGACAUCAAAGCUGCCAAUGUCCUUAUUGAUAGUAGCUUCGAAGCAAAGGUGGCUGAUUUCGGAUUGGCUAAGCUGACGACAGAUAAUAACACUCAUGUUUCAACUCGUGUCAUGGGAACAUUCGGGUACUUAGCUCCUGAAUAUGCAUCAAGUGGAAAAUUGACAGAGAAGUCUGAUGUAUUCUCGUUUGGAGUGAUGCUAUUAGAAAUCAUAACCGGGAAGCGCCCUGUGGAUCUCUCAGGUGCCAUGGAUGACAGCUUAGUUGACUGGGCGCGGCCACUACUGAUACGUGGGUUGGAGGAAGACGGCAACUUUGGAGAAUUGGUAGAUCCAUGUUUGGAAGGAAACUACAACAAACAAGAAAUGACAAGAAUGGCAGCUUGCGCUUCUUCCAGCAUCCGUCACUCUGCCAAGAAGCGUCCAAAAAUGAGUCAGAUUGUAAGGGCGUUGGAAGGAGAUGUGUCAUUGGAUGACUUGAAGAAUAUGGGUAAGGCAGGUGCAAUUGGUGGUAGCGGUGGUGGUGUCCUGAACCCUUCAGGAGGAGGGAGCAAUGACUAUGACACAAUGCAGUACAAUGCUGAUUUACAAAAGUUCAGAAAAACAGUGUUUUCAAGCCCGGAAAACACAAGCGGUAGUAGUGGUGAGAGGCCUUAAAACUACAACAGAUCAAUGAACCCAUCACAUCACUAUAUAUAAUUCUCCUUUACCCUGUAUGUAUGAACACAAAGGAAGGAGACUAUAUAAAAAAAAAUAAAAUAAAAAAUAAAAAAUAACAAUAAUCAAUGAAGUUGUGUAUGUGUCUUGCUCUUACCUGCAAGCUAUGCAUAAUUCAUUGGUAUGGGGAAGUGAGAGCUCGUCAUCUUGAGCUCGAUGACACUUUUAAUUUGUAUCAGACCUCAGUCCAUGAGACCUGCUUCAAUUAUUUAAUUUGUUAAUUGUUAUAGCUCUGUAAUGUGGUGGUGGCAUGGUGAUUGUUGAUGUGUACUUUGUUUUCUAUGGGCAUGCCUUGGAACGGUCUCAGAAAUUAUUAUAACUCUUGUAAUAGCCGCAAACAUAUAUGUUGUAUCAAACAAACUUCUGUGCAAGAGGGUUGGGGUCUUUUUUAUUUUUUACACUUGGGUCUUUUAUUUCAA
Arachis stenosperma is the source of this 2363-nucleotide messenger RNA. RefSeq names its product proline-rich receptor-like protein kinase PERK4. Bases 1 to 1884 code for a protein of 627 amino acids. The transcript has 6 exons. Gene Ontology annotation, molecular function: ATP binding; protein kinase activity. The record is from RefSeq and is a predicted model, not a curated record. Lineage: Eukaryota; Viridiplantae; Streptophyta; Magnoliopsida; Fabales; Fabaceae. Gene Ontology annotation, biological process: protein phosphorylation.